UUUCUCAAACGCAGCCUAAGAAUUGGGGCCAAGACACAGAGAGCAAAUGGAUUUGGUUUGAAUGUGCGAGGGUUUGUUUCUCCAUCUCCUUCCCCGUCUCCAAACAUCCGUCUACAGAGGAAAGAGAGAGAGUAGAAAUGGCGGCUAUUACUGCUUCUUCUUCAAGAACCUUUCUCCUUAGUGCCACUCAAAGACUCUCUUCCUUCUUCUACUUGACUCCCUCUUGGAGACCACACUCCUUUCCCCUUCUCAACCCCAAUAAACCAUUCUCACUAUCACUCUACUCUUCUUCUUCUUCAAUCAAUUGUGCUCAGGAAACCCUAGCUACCCAAGAACCACUAGAAUCCUCUUCAAUUCUCCGUCGCCCCAAUUUAGUUGACAUACUUCAAGAAAGGGGUUUGCUUGAAUCCCUCACCGGCGACAAUCUCCGGUCCGUUUGCUCCGACCCGUCUCUCCCUCCCCUUCGGGUAUACUGCGGUUUUGACCCCACUGCCGAGAGCUUGCACCUCGGCAACCUCCUCGGCAUCAUUGUCCUCUCCUGGUUCCUCCGUUGCGGCCACAACGCCGUCGCCCUCAUCGGCGGUGCCACCGCCCGCAUAGGCGACCCCUCUGGCAAGUCCCUCGAGAGGCCCGAACUCGACAUCCCUACACUAAACAAAAACACCGCCGGAAUCGCCAACAUCGUCCGCCGGAUUCUCGGUCAAAACACUGCCGAACGAGGUGGCGCUAAUUCAUUCGAGAUCUUGAACAAUUACGAUUGGUGGAAAGACGUAAAGCUUCUUGAUUUUCUGAGGCAGGUUGGGAGAUUUGCUAGGGUUGGGACGAUGAUGUCCAAAGAGAGUGUGAAGAAAAGAUUGGAAUCAGAACAGGGUAUGAGCUACACUGAAUUCACAUACCAGUUAUUGCAGGGUUAUGAUUUUCUAUACCUGUUCGAGAAAGAAGGUGUGAGUGUUCAGAUUGGUGGAAGUGAUCAAUGGGGUAAUAUAACUGCUGGCACAGACCUAAUUCGCAAGAUUUUGCAGGCUGAUGGAGCCUAUGGCUUGACCUUCCCUCUCCUCCUCAAGAGUGAUGGUACCAAAUUCGGGAAAUCUGAGGAAGGAGCAAUCUGGCUCUCGCCGGCAAUGUUGUCCCCUUACAAGUUUUAUCAGUACUUCUUCUCUGUCCCGGAUGACGAUGUUGUGAGGUUCCUCAAGACUCUUACUUUUUUGAGCAUGGAGGAGAUUGGUGAGUUGGAGAUGGAAAUGCAGCGACCUGACUAUGUGCCCAAUACAGCUCAGAGGAGGCUGGCGGAGGAAGUGACCCGAUUCGUCCACGGUGAAGAAGGAUUGGAGGAGGCAUUGAAGGCGACUGAAGCUUUGAGACCCGGAGCCGAGACCAGGUUGGAUUGGAAAACCAUUGAGGGGAUCGCUGAGGAUGUUCCUUCUUGUUCUAUGCCUUAUGAUCAGGUUUUGAACCUUUCUCUAGUUGAUCUUUCGGUUUCUACUGGAUUGCUAGAGAGUAAAUCGGCUGCUCGUCGCCUGUUGAAGCAAGGGGGACUCUACCUGAAUAACAGUAGAGUGGAUGGUGAAGGCAAGAAAAUUGAGGCUGAAGACAUUGUGGAUGGGAAAAUUCUACUGUUAUCUGCGGGCAAGAAGAACAAAAUGAUACGAGGACUUCACGAGUAUUGAGCAGAAUGUGGAGAUAUAACAUACAUGAAUUUUACAGGUACAAGGACUCAUGCACUCAACAAAUUAAGAAACUAGUAGUGACAAUGUAGACUUGACACAUCUUCAA
Cornus florida is the source of this 1773-nucleotide messenger RNA. Its product is annotated as tyrosine--tRNA ligase, chloroplastic/mitochondrial. Gene Ontology annotation, molecular function: tyrosine-tRNA ligase activity; ATP binding; RNA binding. Bases 138 to 1667 code for a protein of 509 amino acids. Gene Ontology annotation, biological process: tyrosyl-tRNA aminoacylation. Lineage: Eukaryota; Viridiplantae; Streptophyta; Magnoliopsida; Cornales; Cornaceae. The record is from RefSeq and is a predicted model, not a curated record. Gene Ontology annotation, cellular component: mitochondrion; cytosol; chloroplast stroma. The transcript is spliced from 2 exons.